UGAGCUUCUCCCGCCUCCGCAUGUUCCCUUUCUUCGACCUGGCGCAUUAUGUCGCCUCCGUGCUGGCGCUGAAGGAGCAGCGGGGAAACAGCUCAGGACUCUCAUGGAUCGGUCCCGUGCCAGUGACUCGUCAGCGUUGUGCCCUGUGGAUUGUAAAGUGAAUUUAGCGAAGCUCUCCACUUCCACUAACAAGGAGUUGUGGAAGUGUCGGUCCAAAGUCCCUUGGCCUGCUGGUUUAGUGCAAUGCUGUAUUGCUUUGGGGGCUCAGUUUUGUCCUCCUUGAUGCUUGGUGAACCUCCAGUAGCAUUUCUGGCAAAGACCAUAAAUAUUCUACUGGCAUCCUCAGUCUGGUAUCUGGUGUUUUACUGCCCAGAAGACAUAUUCUGCCGCUGCUUUUCCUUUCUGCCUCUUCGUCUUCUGGUGGCAGGGAUGAAAGAAGUGACAAGGACCUGGAAGAUCACAGAUGGCAUUGCACAUGCGGACACUGUCUACAAAGAUGCCUGUCUGAUCAUGGUGGCUGUGGGCUGGGCCAGAGGUGCUGGUGGUGGCUUAAUUUCCAACUUUGAGCAGCUGGUGAGAGGAGUGUGGAAACCUGAAACCAAUGAGCUCCUGCACAUGUCCUACCCUGUGAAGGUAACUUUGAUAGGAGCAGUUCUUUUCACCCUGCAACGCAGACAGUACUUGCCAAUAGCAAAACACAACCUUGUGUUUUUAUACACCAUCUUUCUUGUUGUCUUCAAGGUAAAAAUGAUGUUGACAAGAUGUGCAACUUCUCCAUUUGCUCCCAUUGAGGCUGCAGUGUGCCAAAUGUUUUUUGGCUCACAAAAGACACCUUCCAAAGUGAAGGGUGAAAGUGCCACAUCUUCCAAUGGCUCUUCAGUCUGUGACCAGCCUUCUGAGCAGCACCAUGAGAGUGCUAAGAAAAAAACAGCAAAGAAAACAGAAUAAGUGACUUGAAAUGUUGUGAUGGUCGUGAAGAUAUGUGUCUUCCAGAUUAAGCUGGCGGAGAAGUUUCUCUAAGGAAAGGAGAACAGCUGUGAUGUGGUUUGCCUUUUUGGGAUGUUUUGUGUAAGCUAUGUGUAAAUGCACAUGUUGGAUUUGUGAGUUAAAACUAUGAGUGGUUAAAAGUUUACUAAUUUUUGUACUUACAACAACUUCAAAUGCUUAUAGGUUAAAAAGAUAGUUUCAAAAAUGUGACAAUCUUUUUUUUUUCCUACUAUAUCACUUGUUUCAUGUCUUCCUAUCCCCCAGUUCUUAUGUAUAAUUUUGAUAACACAGAUUUGUACUGUCAGGUGUUCACUGUAGCACAUCCCAAAUAAGAAAGUCAUUAAGUAAGGCUUAAUCACAUUGCACUGUGUAAAAUCAUAAAAAUGUACCAAUUUAAUGCCUUUAACUAGAAAAGUAAUUGAACUAUUGUUCUAAUUCACAUUGCAUAGGUCUAGAUUUUCUUAAUUUCCCAGAGUAAAUGUUUUUAAAUGUUUUUAAAUGAGAGUAUAUUAUCUCACUAUAAAUAUUAUCUGGCACUUUUAAAAAUCUUAGUUAGCAAGUAGAAACACAUCAAUAUUUUUGUGGUUGGCUUACUUGGACUCUUAUUUGCAAGCAUUUGAGAUGUAGGUGUUUUUUGCCACAUUAGUGUUUUACAAGUGGUUUGUAGU
Molecule: messenger RNA, 1655 nt
Organism: Zonotrichia albicollis (white-throated sparrow)
Lineage: Eukaryota; Metazoa; Chordata; Aves; Passeriformes; Passerellidae
Gene: TMEM38B
Product: transmembrane protein 38B
Biological process (GO): potassium ion transmembrane transport
Cellular component (GO): membrane
Molecular function (GO): potassium channel activity; identical protein binding
Source: RefSeq, a predicted model, not a curated record